Messenger RNA from Hibiscus syriacus, 2480 nucleotides. RefSeq lists its product as uncharacterized. The transcript is spliced from 8 exons. The coding region runs from base 231 to 2201 and encodes 656 amino acids. NCBI's taxonomy places the organism in Eukaryota, Viridiplantae, Streptophyta, Magnoliopsida, Malvales, Malvaceae. The record is from RefSeq and is a predicted model, not a curated record.
AUUUGGCGGAGAUCAUAUAAUCCCAAAUUAUUUUUAGUUUUACCAGCCAUCUCUAUUCCCUUAACACUGGUUCUCCGCUGCAUCGCUACGAAGCUACAUUCCCUCGAACUCCUCUCCUCGUUAUCUUCCCCGACGAAAGUCUUCAAUCUCAGGAAGUGAAAUUUCUGCAUUUUGCUGGCAAGCCUUUAAACCUACUGCUGAAUGAUCUAGGCUAGUAACAACACUAGCUAAUGGAGUUAAGGAGCAGGACCCACUUGCACUUUGUCAAUGCCAUUAAAGGUGGCUCUGUGGAGAAGUCCAUGAAUGUGGGUUUUCGUGGGCGACCAGCACUCAAGUUUAGGGAAAUCAAGGAAAUAUACAUUUUUGAGAGACAUCGCAUAAUCAAGAAGAGAUGCAAAAAAAGGAAAAGAAAAUGCUCCAACUUUGUUGGUUUAAAAGAAGAAACCAUGGAAACUUGUUCUAGUGAGAAACAUGAGUUGCCUAACAUUCUGCACAAGGAUGGAGAAUGCGAUUUUGAAGUGCCUCUCAUCUGUUUGAAAUCUAAACUAUCCAAGAAUAUAAAGAGAAGGAAUUCUUCAAGCAAGAGCAUUGCUUCUUUAUCUCCACAUGCAAUUUCCUUAACUAAAUCCAAGCAGAUUCAUUGUGUUGAAGAGUUACAGCUACCGAAUGAAGAUUCGGUUGCACCUGUUGAAGUUGAGGUUCCCGACCCUGGUUACUCGGAAUGCCAAAGCUUUUUCAGUGUUACAUUUGUUUCUCAUUUUAGUUGCAGCAAGCCGGUGGAUUCUACUGUUCAUGUAUCUAGUGAUGUUGUCGAGGUGCCUGAUCCUACAAAAGAAUCUCAAUAUGAUUCACUUAAUGAAGUUUCCUAUGAAUAUAGCAGAAAUUUGGAGCUCAAAUCUGAUGUGAGGGUUUCUAGUAAUGAUAUUGUUAAGCUUAUUCCUAAAUUUGCUACCAGUUCUUCUGGUUGGGAGAUUGUAAAGGCAGACAGUCCAGAAAUUAUCAGUUAUCAAUGUUCAGGCUUGCACGAACUUGGACAAGAAAGAUGCGCUGUCUAUGCUCUACCUUAUGAUAGUACCCCAGAGUCAAUACCACCAUCCAAGGAUUGUUCUGCUGAUCUUGAUAGCUUUAAAAGUAAUUCUUCUGAUCAUGAGAUGUCUUGGCAGACCAGCAGUCAUGACAGAACUGAAGCACCUGAGUUGGUCAGUGAUGAUAGCCUCCAAUGCUUGGAAAAUAUCAAUGAAGGUAGUGCAUGGUCCAAUGAGAGCAGUAGUGCACAUGGUUGGCCUUUAAACAGUGGCAUCAGUCCUCCUGGAGAUAGGCUGUCUUGGAGUCCACCAUGCUUGAAUUCUGGGGGACAUUCAGUCCCUGUUUCUAGCCAUUCUACUUCAGCAGGGAAGCAAUUGCAGUUGCCUGACUCUGUGGCCACUGAUGACGAUGCUUCGGAUAAGCUUAUGGCAUCACCAGGACAUCCAGAUUAUCAUCAAAGAAAGCAUCAGCAGCAGCAUCCUGAAAGGCUUCCUUCAAGUCGAAAGACCAUUUCUCCAACAUCUCAAGAAAGACUUUGUUGGGCUAUGGAGUUAACCAGGUUGGAUGAAGAUGAGCGUCAACAAUGUAGGGGGAAGUUGUAUUUUGGAAGGCAGACCAAUCAUAGGAUUUUAAUAGCUCAACGGCUUGACCAGUUUGGGAGAGACGGAGCCACUAUCAAGCCAAAACCAUUCACGAGAAAAGCAAAACAGGAUAAGAAAGGAUCUCCCCCUAAGGGCAUUCUCAAGGGUACUCAUCUUUCUGGUUCCGUACCGCACGUUAGCAGUGCAUGUACCACUGCCCAACUUUGUUCACAAAGCGCCAUAUCAUUUACACAGAGACAAAUGCGAGAUAUUGAAUCUUUGGCAACUAAACCAACAGAAUUGAAGUCCAUGAAAGUAUUGAUCAGGAUAGCUGUUGAAAGUGCAACGAAAGCUGAAGAAACUGCAAGAAAAUGGCUUUCUAUGAUGGCAAGAGAUUGCAACCGUUUCUGUAAAAUCAUGAAAUCGACCGAGGAUAACACUGCUGCUUCAGAAGGUGUAAUCCAGAAAGAAAGGAAGAUUACAUUUGCCGAUGAGGCCGGUGGGAAGCUUUGCCAUGUCAAGAUUUUUAAGGAUGACAUGGGCGCAGCUUCUCCACUGCAGUGUGGCACUGGAAAGACAGAGAUCGCCGGUUGAGUAGUUUUCCGGCAUGUCUUGCUGGUUUGUUGUUACCAAGUUGAUUCAUGUGCGGCAAAUAAAGGACGGCUUGCGGUUUGUUUUUACGGCAUGCUUUAGUUGAGGCUUCUUAAUGCGCUGUUUGUUUUUUGUUCAUAUUUGUAUGAAUGUAAGAAUGUUGUAUUAUUCAAGAAUAUCCAGAAUGGAUAGGAAUCCUCUACAGCCUUCUUGAGGUAAGAAGUUCGUUAUAGGUGUCAUUAGAAAAUCGACUCGACUUGUAAACUAAUCAAACGAAUAGAA